AUGACGGCAGCGGCGGCUUCGCAGAGCUCUGGGGGCUUGCGGGCGGUGCUCACCGAGGUUCCAAGGCACCGUUCUCCCAGCGUGCAGUGGGCGAGCAGCUCGCUGUCUCGCAAGGCCAGGAAGGAGAAGAAGGAGAAGAAGAAGGAGAAGAAGGAGUCGGCUGAGGAGGCUGCGCUCGACGCCGAGGGAACCGCGGGAGCCUCCCUUGGAGUGGCGGGGUGCAGCGCCAACCGCGGGGUGGCAGCCGGCUGUGGCGUGAGUGAGGCGGACAUCUACCUGGUGAAAGACAGCAACUUCGAGGUCAACCACAUCAAGGCCGUGUCUGCGACGGAGCUCAGCUACGGCAUCAAGGCUAGCUCGGGCCGCACGGAGUGGCACGACAUGGUCGACAGCGGCGAGGAGGAGGAGGAGCCUCCCGAAGCUGGCGGCUACGAGGAGAUGAUGGACAACCUGGACUUAAUGGGCCUGCUGCCGCCCGUCCCGAGCUUCCCAGUGCUCGUCGAUGAAGGCGGCAACUUCGAGAAGAAGCUGGAGCCCAUCCCGUGCUUUCCCGUGCUGGACGUCUGGGAGCGGAUCUACAAGGAGAACUUGGAUGCGUUCGUCAAGGCCGAGAAGGCGGAGGUUGAGCGGAGACUUGCGACGGAUUCCGUCGUUGGGGUCCUCGUGGGAAAGGGGCGUCACCUGCAGGAGGAGGAGAUGAGCGGCUUCCUGCAGCAGAAUGUGAUUGCCAAGAUCGACGACAUGGAGAAGGCUCCGGAGACUGACGUGGAGAAGAACCAUGGGCCGAACACCAUGGAUGACCAGAAGGAGAAGUUCUUGGCGCUUGUAGAGCUUGGCCUGGAGCUGAUGCAGAAUGGCGCUAGGGACGACAAGAUCAAAUGGAAGAACGAGGCCAUCUCUUUCCUCGAUUGCGGCUAG
Molecule: messenger RNA, 918 nt
Organism: Prorocentrum cordatum
Lineage: Eukaryota; Dinophyceae; Prorocentrales; Prorocentraceae
Source: the annotation of a GenBank genome assembly